AAAUACUCCCUCACACGCCAUAUUAUAUUGUGAAAAAUUUCCCCUUCACUCUAUUUAUAUCCAUCCAGUAGUCACUACUAUUUCCAAACCGACAAACAAAAAAAAGGAAAAUUAAUGUCGAACCAUGGUACUAAUAAAGCAGUCUGCCAGCUGGAGCCAUGGAGAGAGCUCACCGGAAAAGUAGUAAUGGUGACGGGAGCAUCAUCUGGAAUUGGCAGGGAAUUCUGCUUAGAUUUAUGUAAAGCUGGUUGUAAAAUCAUCGCAGCCGCUCGUCGUGUUGAUCGAUUGAAAUCUCUCUGCGAUGAGAUCAACGGUCAGGAUCAAGAAUUACGAGCGGUGGCGAUUGAGCUUGAUGUUAGUGGGAAUGGUGCUGUAAUUGAAGCUGCUGUACAGAAAGCUUGGGAUGCGUUUGGACGUAUCGAUGCUUUGGUUAAUAACGCUGGUAUUCGAGGCAGGGUGCACUCUCCACUGGAUUUGACAGAGGAGGAAUGGGAUACAAUCUACAAAACGAACUUAAGAGGGGCAUGGUUGGUGACCAAAUAUGUUUGUAUUCAUAUGCGUGCUGCUAAUCAAGGAGGAUCUGUUAUUAAUAUCUCUUCUAUCGCUGGUCUUAAUCGUGGGCAAUUGCCUGGCGGUCUUGCUUAUGCUUCUUCAAAGGAUGCUCUUAACAGCAUGACAAAGAUGAUGGCCCUCGAAUUCGGACCAUACAAGAUCAGAGUGAACUCCAUAUCACCAGGACUUUUCAAAUCUGAGAUAACAGAGGCCCUCGUGAAAAAGGACUGGAUUCAUAAUAUUGCAUUGAGAACCGUUCCCUUGAGAACGCAUGGAACUUCAAAUCCCGCUUUGACUUCAGUAGUACGUUAUUUAAUCCAUGAUUCGUCAGAAUAUGUUUCAGGCAACAUGUUCAUAGUAGAUGCUGGAGUUACUUUACCAGGUGUUCCAAUUUUCUCAUCGCUCUAGUCAUAGAGGAAAUUGAAUUUGUUCUGUUUGAGUAUAGUGAUACAUGAUCCGGAGGUUAAGAAAAGGUUAUAGAAAUGUUUGGGAACGAACACAGUGCUUCCAACAUUAUCUGCUGUGUAGUUUGUGAAGGAAACAGCAGGUUGAAUUUGGUUACAGUUUGAAUUUAAUGUUUUGGUGUGAGAUGUUUAAGGUAAAGAAGGCCUUUUUUUCAUGGAAUUGUUCUUCCUUGUUUGGCUCCAUCUGAAAUUGUAUUAUUAAUUGAGUUAACUGCUUUGAAGUAAAGUUAAUUGUUUUUAUAAGGUUGGAAGUGACAGUUAUAUUUGUGUUGCUGACUUCUUUUUUCCGCUUCACUCAGAGAAGCUAUUUAAAUGUUACUCAUUGAACAAUUGAAAUGAUUCAAGGAAGCAGGAGACAUGUUAUUGUUGA
Messenger RNA from Lycium barbarum (goji berry), 1386 nucleotides. RefSeq lists its product as uncharacterized. Lineage: Eukaryota; Viridiplantae; Streptophyta; Magnoliopsida; Solanales; Solanaceae. The coding region runs from base 115 to 960 and encodes 281 amino acids. The transcript is spliced from 3 exons. The record is from RefSeq and is a predicted model, not a curated record. Gene Ontology annotation, molecular function: oxidoreductase activity.